Aspergillus oryzae RIB40 is the source of this 1140-nucleotide messenger RNA. RefSeq lists its product as uncharacterized. Bases 1 to 1140 code for a protein of 379 amino acids. NCBI's taxonomy places the organism in Eukaryota, Fungi, Ascomycota, Eurotiomycetes, Eurotiales, Aspergillaceae. The transcript has a single exon. The record is from RefSeq and is a predicted model, not a curated record.
AUGCAGACAUACUCAACCAACGAACUAUCUGUCACUAGGACCAAUCCAUCAAAGCCAAAUAGUAGUAUUCCUAUCAUGAUGCUAAAACUAGAAGACCGCCGCCGCGAACCCCCAAAUGACGGACUUGUGUCCAUCCUCUUCUCCCGUUUGGCUGCAAUGCUGGCCAUUGAUGAAGCGGAAGCGUUUGCUAGAAAGCAUCAUUUGGGUCCGUCAGAAGCUGCAGAAGCAGAGGGGAAAGCUCUAAAGCGGGCUGCAGCACAAGAAUCUUGCAGACUCUCGUGGAAUAAUGCCAAGCACCUGUAUGAGCUGCAUCACCCAUCGCUUACCAAGCUCCCACCUCCAGCCCUUGUCGGUGCGGCAGGUAUCCCGCUGUCUCCAGUGAGGUCAAAGUAUUCCGGACUCCUCCACAUCUCUGUUUCGACACCAUCGAAAGAAUCCAAUUCUAGACAACCUCCAACUAUUCUUGUGACUACUCCUAUGUCGGCCAACGCGGUCGAAGGUGCCAACAUGGCAGCCACGCCUCGGACGUCCACCCUCCCUUUGGCUGAUUCUGAUGAACUCCUAGCGUCUCUGGACCUGGGCACGCUGACCCUCUCCAUUUCGGCGGCUGCCAUCACCGCCACGAUCCCUUCGUUAUAUGCAAUAGACUCCCUUGUCACUGCAAUUCUGGCCGUUGCAGUCUCGGACGAGGCCUCAAACACCGUCCUAACGGACAUGGAGCUCUACGACCCAACCAAGGAAGCAUUAUCCAAGCACUCGUCUUUAAAUAGUAACAUAAAAAGCCUCGCCGAGCAGGAAGACGCCAAAGAAGGCAUCCAACUUCUGUCGAAGAUCAAAUUCGCAAACUCGCAAUCCGCCGACUCCACCCAGAGAAAAUGGUUCCAUUUCUGGCGCCCACAGAAACCCACAAAGCCCAAGACCAAGAAAAUCGUGGUCGAAGAAUUCGACCUAGAGAAAUAUGGACGCUACGGCUACGGCUCCUCGCGGGAGGGACAGAAGCUCCCGGGCUUGACGCGGGGAUGCUUACGAAUCCUCUUCUGGGGGCUGGAUAUGCUUGUGCGCAUACUUACCAUGAUGGUAAAGAUAAUCGCCUGGUUGCUGGUCAAUCUGACUCGAUGUACUACUAGCGCGAAAGCUUAA